UAAUUUAAAUUGAAUAGCUGAUACGGAAACUAAACUUCAAAACUAAUGCUGAUUUAGAAAAAAAUAAAGAUUCCUGUAACAUAAGAGACCUCCUUAAAUUAGUAAAAAGAUAAAUUUUAAAAAAUAAAAAGACAAAUAUACCCUAACUUUUUCUUCAUCCUCUACUUUCUUCCUUCCCCAUCUCACAUCGUUGACUCAGAUCCAUUAAGGCACCAAUCAGGCAACUUAACUGAAUCGACUGGAGCUACAAAAUGACGUCGUACAGAGCAGACGACGAUUAUGGUUACCUAUUCAAGGUGGUGCUGAUUGGUGAUUCAGGUGUGGUCAAAUCCAAUUUGUUAUCUCGAUUUACCAAGGACGAGUUCAGUCUUGAAUCCAAAUCCACUAUUGGAGUCAAAUUCACCACCUAGAGCAUCCGGGUUGAUGAUAAGAUUGUCUAGGUUGAUACUCCAAUUUGCUCCUCCUUUUCUCCCAUCUAGUAGCUUUGCUUGCCUAGGUUCAUACUCCCAGAUCUGGGUUCUCUGCCUCAUAAGAACACAUAUUAUUCAGGGAUCCUCGACCGCCGUGAUAGGAAUUUUUGAGUUCUUCAAUCUUAAUCUAGGUUGUUUAGCUACGGUUCAAAUCUGGGUUUUUGGUUUGUUUCCAAUGUUUAUGGAUUUCUGGGUAUUUUUGCUAUAUCAGAAUCUAGGAUUUUUUUUUUUUUUUUGUGGUAAGAGGGUUUGAUUUGUGGAAAAAUUAUGUUUGUUGAUGAGAAUUUCCUCUAAGGAAAGUGUAUGAUUUUUGUUACUAUCAUGUUUUAGUUUUAGUACAAACCGAGAGAACUUUCGCCGGAGCCUUGCCGGAGAUAAGGCAUUUGCGUCAGAGAAGUUGAGUUGCAGGCAGUGGAGAAGUUGAGUUGCAGGCAGUGGAGAAGUAGAGUUGUAGGCGCUGAUUGUUUUCCUUUUUAUUUUUUAUUAAUUAAGCUUUUAAUCGUUA
Rubroshorea leprosula is the source of this 975-nucleotide messenger RNA. The record is from the annotation of a GenBank genome assembly. NCBI's taxonomy places the organism in Eukaryota, Viridiplantae, Streptophyta, Magnoliopsida, Malvales, Dipterocarpaceae.